This is a messenger RNA of Stomoxys calcitrans (stable fly), 849 nucleotides long. RefSeq lists its product as uncharacterized. The transcript has 3 exons. NCBI's taxonomy places the organism in Eukaryota, Metazoa, Arthropoda, Insecta, Diptera, Muscidae. The record is from RefSeq and is a predicted model, not a curated record. Bases 94 to 417 code for a protein of 107 amino acids.
GUUGUGACCAAGACAUCGUACUGUUAAUACAGUUUCUCCUUCAAUACAAAGGAAAAUAACAAGUGAAAGUUAAAACAACAGAGAGAGAGAAAAAUGAAAUUCGUUGUGUUUGUAUGUGUUUUGUGCUCCUUGUUGGCCUGGAAUGAAGCUGCCAUUGGCAAGGCCCGUUUUAAUAAUCCAACGAAUCCCGGCAAAUGUACCAUUGAUACAAAUUUCGUAUUGUCUCCCGGCGAGAAGGCUAAAGCCCCCAACAAUCCCUGUGCUGGUGUAACAUGUCUGGAAAAUGGUUAUGCCGAAUUCAAAACAUGUGAUGCUGUGGCACCACCUAAAGGUUGCAAAUUGCGUGAUUUUGUCAAUAUCAAUCGCAGUUUUCCCGAAUGCUGUGAGCGCACCUAUGAUUGCACCAAACAAAUUUAAGGGAAAACAAGCAAAAUUAGCCACCUGAGAGAAGAAAAAAAGAAGAACAAAUAAAAAAAAAAUUAACAAAAAAAUUUAACAAAAAAUAAUUGAACGAAGACAAAAAAACAAAGAAGACCACUAUUUUUAAAAAGGCAUAAAAACGCGGAUCUUUUGCUGCUACUACAUCACAAAGAAAAAAAAAAUUUAACAUAAAUUUUGUGAAACAAAAACAAAAAACAAAUCAACAUAAAUUCAACGUAAACAAAGAAAGGGGUGUGUCGCCAUCGUCAUAGUAGUCUCUUUGUCUACCUCUCGAAACAUCAGUCAUCAGCCACCAUCAUCAUCAUUAUCAUCAUCUGCAAUAGUAUUGUCAUGUUUAUGAAGAAGUAGAUUGCCGCGUAAUGUGAUAUUCAGUCUCAUCGGCGCAUGUGCGCAAGUAGGAAGCUGUUA